ACCAAGGUAACAGGUGUAAUCGGUGUGGGCGGGGUCAGACCUGUAACUCCGCCCUCCUGAGAAACAGUCGUAGGAACCAGCCCCGAACACAAGCUGCAAGGCGAGCAACAGGUCCGACCAGCAGGGAAAGACGAGCGGUGGCUCUCCCCUGCGGUGCGCCCAGGAAAAGGUCCUGAAGUCCUGCGUGGCACAGCCGCGGCGAGGCGAAGGUGUCAGGACCGGCGGCGGGCUGGACGUCUGGAAAAUCUGCUGAGAAUGAGCAGGGGGGCUGCUGAUAUCCAUUUUGUCUAUGAAGCUCUCAACAAGCCACAUGAGGAGAACGAGGAUGAAGACGAGGUGACAGAAGAUGAGCCCAAAGCCUGCGGCGUGUGCGGCGAUCUGGCGAAGGGUUACCACUUCAACGCUCUGACAUGUGAAGGCUGUAAAGGCUUCUUUAGACGUGCCAUAAAGAGGUCAAUGCAGCUCCGAUGUCCGUUCCUGAAUAAAUGCAUCAUCACCAAAAACAACCGCCGCUCGUGUCAGGCCUGCCGCUUCAGAAAAUGCCAGGCCAUUGGGAUGCGGAAAGACAUGGUCAUGUCGGAGGAAGCGGUCUUGGAGCGAAGAAUCCGAAUAAAGAAGAAAAAGAUGUGCAACCCGACCGCAGAGCUUUCGCCCCAACAGGAACACAUGGUUGAGGAACUGCUCUGUGGCCUCCGCAAUACAUUUGACUCAACGUUUUCACGCUUCACCGGCUUUAGGCCCAUGGACAGAGAUAUGUUGACAGAGAACCAGCAGUACAGACCCCAGACCAGCAGCCUGAAGAAGAGAUGGUGUACAGCUGAAAGACAUGGAGAUGAUCUUUUAAAGUUCCCUCGCCCUUGCUCCCUUUCCUCCGCCUCCUCCCCAUCUCUCUCUUCCUCUUCCACCCGCUUUGUCCUCCCCGGUUCCUCUGAAAAAGGUGAGGACAUCGUUGGAGACAAAAACAGCAGCGUUUACACUAACCUCCCGCAUCUGGCUGACCUCACGACCUACAUGAUUCAGGACAUCAUCCGCUUCUCCAAAAGCCUUCAGGACUUCCGGUCACUAAGCAUUGAUGACCAGAUAUCUCUACUGAAAGGAGCCACGUUUGAAAUAAUGCAGAUUCGCUUCAACAUGGUGUUCAACACUACGACAAGCAACUGGGAAUGUGGCUGCAUUACAUACUGCAUACACGACGCAAUGCGAGGGGGUUUUCAGCCGCUCCUGCUUGAGCCCCUCUUCAAAUUUCACCACAAUCUGCGCAAACUGGACCUGCAGGAGGAGGAGUACGCCCUCAUCCAGGCCAUCUCGCUGUUUUCUCCAGAUCGUCCUGGAGUGCAGCAUCACGCCGUCAUCGAUAGAGUUCAAGAGAACUUGGCAGAAACGCUAAAAACCUGGAUUGACUGCAAGAAAAAAGGCCCUAAGAAGCAGUGA
Messenger RNA from Poeciliopsis prolifica (blackstripe livebearer), 1431 nucleotides. RefSeq names its product nuclear receptor subfamily 1, group I, member 2 (gene nr1i2). The transcript has 8 exons. Bases 256 to 1431 code for a protein of 391 amino acids. Gene Ontology annotation, biological process: negative regulation of transcription by RNA polymerase II; cell differentiation; positive regulation of transcription by RNA polymerase II. Gene Ontology annotation, molecular function: nuclear receptor activity; zinc ion binding; RNA polymerase II cis-regulatory region sequence-specific DNA binding. Gene Ontology annotation, cellular component: nucleus. NCBI's taxonomy places the organism in Eukaryota, Metazoa, Chordata, Actinopteri, Cyprinodontiformes, Poeciliidae. The record is from RefSeq and is a predicted model, not a curated record.